UCCUGCUGCUUCGUUUUUCUUUUCUUCGUAGCCUUGGGUACCAGAUGAAUGCCUGCCUACCCGUAUCUCGCUAGUGGCUAGCAUCACUUUUUAUGAGACAAUCUGAACCGAUAUCACCAAUAGAAGCGGCUACUUAUCAGGCAUGUGAACCGAUAGCGACGUCGCGUGGAAUCCUCUAUCUCUGAGAUUCUUGUUUCUGGACAAUGGCGUUGUUUUUCAGUCACUGGAAAGCAUGUCGUGUAAAACAAGAGGAACGCAAGAAGCGAAUCAAAGACUUGGACCCCAUUUAUCAUGAGCCUUUGAGCAAAUACGAUGUCGAGAUACUCCGCCGACCGAUAGCGGAUUUGAUUGCGAGUGUGCAAAGUGGAGCAUGCGACCCGUCCGAUAUCCUGGUGGCAUACAGCAAGCAAGCGCUAAAAGCUCAUGCUACCACCAAUUGUCUCUCUGAGAUCAUGAUUGCUUCGGCGGCAACUUGGGCGAAGCAAUGUAACAGAAAAGGACCGCUAGCCGGAGUUCUGGUCAGCCUGAAAGAUUUGGUAGGCGUCAAAGGAUGGGAUUCGACUAUCGGUUACUCUGCAUGGGUUGGGCAUCCCAUUAAGGAAGAUGCCCCACUCAUUCGGCUUCUCCGAGACGCGGGUGCCGUUCCAUUCGUCAAGACAACGAUCCCCAUCACCCUACUCUCAUUCGAAUCGUCAUCGGAUCUGUUUGGUCGCACGACUAACCCACAUAACCCUGCUUAUUCUCCUGGUGGAUCAUCUGGUGGCGAGGCAGCUCUACUUGCAUAUGGCGGGUCGCGAAUAGGAAUCGGAACAGACGUCGCAGGUUCUGUACGCACUCCUUCCCAUUAUUCUGGCGUCUACACCAUCCGAUCUUCGACUACUCGAUUCCCGAAGGUGGGAGGGGCCACGAGCAUACCCGGCCAAGAGGGCGUAGCAGCAGUAUGCUCUCCCAUGGCGCGCACUCUUGCAGACCUCGAAACCUUCUGGAAAGCUGUUGUUAGCCAGAAGCCUUGGGACUAUGACUAUACUUGCAUGAACCUCCCGUGGAGAGACGUCGAUCUCAGCAAGAAGAACUUGAAGUGGGGAGUGAUGUGGGACGACGGUGUUGUGUUGCCUUCUCCCGCGUGUAAGCGAGCGUUACACUCUGUUGUGGAGACGCUCCAGAAUCACGGACAUGAAGUAUUUAUGGUGCCCGCUCCAAGCCCGUACGAAGGAUUGAAGAUUGCCUCUCAACUUCUCCUUGCUGACGGAGGCAAGACGGUCAUGCAACCGUUCCAGCUGGGUGAAACCAAUGAUCCAGGCGUCAGACAAGCUAGGAUCAUGUUUGCUCUACCUCACUGGAUACGGCGGUUGUAUGUGUGGUAUCUCCGUUACCUACGUGGUGAUGAGGUAUAUGCGGGGCUAGUGGAGGGAUGCUACGAGAAGAAUAUUACAGAGUACUGGCCUUUGGUUGCACAACGUGAGGCUUAUCGCCGGCAAUGGUUUGAUAUGUGGAACGAGUAUGAUUUGGAUUUUCUGUUGACUGUUCCGAAUGCACUCCCGGCUGUCCCGCACGGGGGCAUGAAAGAGGGAUUCAAGUCUUGCGGUUAUACGUUUUUAUUCAAUUUGCUGGAUUACAGCGCGGGUGUUCUUCCGGUGACCCAUGUCAAUGCGAAAUUAGAUGUGCUGAAAGGAUUCAAAGCGCGGAACGCUGUUGAAGCUGGUGCUUAUCAGGACUACGAUUCUGUCGAGAUGGAUGGGCUACCCGUCGGUGUUCAAGUAGUGGGAAAGAGAUUUGAGGAAGAGAAGGUCAUGGAAGGGAUGAAGCUGAUUGAGAUACUCUUGAAGGAAGAUGGCAAAGUAUACAACUUGCUUAACACGUAAAGUAUUCUAUUUGAUGAGGUGCUGGGGAGCUUUCCGUAAGUCUGAAUGAGCCUACAUAUUGCGUUUCAUGGUUAUUAAUGAUAGGAGAAAAUAAGCAACAAGUUGUCG
Messenger RNA from Guyanagaster necrorhizus, 1970 nucleotides. RefSeq names its product amidase signature enzyme. NCBI's taxonomy places the organism in Eukaryota, Fungi, Basidiomycota, Agaricomycetes, Agaricales, Physalacriaceae. The record is from RefSeq and is a predicted model, not a curated record. The coding region runs from base 204 to 1862 and encodes 552 amino acids. The transcript is spliced from 10 exons.